Anolis carolinensis (green anole) is the source of this 11789-nucleotide messenger RNA. RefSeq names its product mucin-2-like. Bases 37 to 11496 code for a protein of 3819 amino acids. Lineage: Eukaryota; Metazoa; Chordata; Lepidosauria; Squamata; Anolidae. The record is from RefSeq and is a predicted model, not a curated record. The transcript has 46 exons.
AAUCUUUAUUGUUUUUGUUAGAAUUAUUAAUUUGCUAUGCCCGUGCUUUCUUAUUGCAAAGCCUUCAAAGCUCUUCCCUCUUUCUUUUCUUUUCCAGCCCCCACACCCAGAACAAAGCCUUCUCCCAGCCCCACAACCAGAACAACACCAACCGCCUCACCCUCCACAACUACUAAAACCACUGUGUCCACAGAGUCGUCCACGGCCAGCACGCCAAAGACAACCCCAACCCCCACAACACCCAAACCCACCACCAGGACCACAUCUCCCUCCACCACAUCGACCUCUCACCCUACCACUCCAACCACCCCCACCACAACCUCCACCAAAUCUACUCCAACAAGCACGCACACCCCAACUACCACAAUAUCGCCCAUCACCCCCUUGCCAACCGUCACUCCGAUGCCACCGACGACACCCACACCCGUCUCCUCCACGGCAACGCCUACAGUCACCUAUACCACUCCGCUAAGCACCACCACUCCCACCACCACUACACCAACCACCACGGAAACGACCACGCCUCCAUCCACAACGACCACUUCGACUACAACUCACCCCGUCACCACCACAGAAACAACCCACAGUACCGUCACGACACACACCCCACCAGCCCCCACACCCAGAACAAAGCCUUCUCCCAGCCCCACAACCAGAACAACACCAACCGCCUCACCCUCCACAACUACUAAAACCACUGUGUCCACAGAGUCGUCCACGGCCAGCACGCCAAAGACAACCCCAACCCCCACAACACCCAAACCCACCACCAAGACCACAUCUCCCUCCACCACAUCGACCUCUCACCCUACCACUCCAACCACCCCCAUCACAACCUCCACCAAAUCUACUCCAACAAGCACGCACACUCCAACUACCACAAUAUCGCCCAUCACCCCCUUGCCAACCGUCACUCCGAUGCCACCGACGACACCCACACCCGUCUCCUCCACGCCAACGCCGACAGUCACCUAUACUACUCCGCGAAGCGCCACCACUCCCACCACCACUACACCAACCACCACAGAAACGACCACGCCUCCAUCCACAAUGACCACUUCGACUACAACUCACCCCGUCACCACCACAGAAACAACCCACAGCACCGUCACGACACACACCACACCAGUCGUCCACGGCCAGCACGCCAAAGACAACCCCAACCCCCACAACACCCAAACCCACCACCAGGACCACAUCUCCCUCCACCACAUCGACCUCUCACCCUACCACUCCAACCACCCCCACCACAACCUCCACCAAAUCUACUCCAACAAGCACGCACACCCCAACUACCACAAUAUCGCCCAUCACCCCCUUGCCAACCGUCACUCCGAUGCCACCGACGACACCCACACCCGUCUCCUCCACGGCAACGCCUACAGUCACCUAUACCACUCCGCUAAGCACCACCACUCCCACCACCACUACACCAACCACCACGGAAACGACCACGCCUCCAUCCACAACGACCACUUCGACUACAACUCACCCCGUCACCACCACAGAAACAACCCACAGUACCGUCACGACACACACCCCACCAGAGUCGUCCACGGCCAGCACGCCAAAGACAACCCCAACCCCCACAACACCCAAACCCACCACCAAGACCACAUCUCCCUCCACCACAUCGACCUCUCACCCUACCACUCCAACCACCCCCAUCACAACCUCCACCAAAUCUACUCCAACAAGCACGCACACUCCAACUACCACAAUAUCGCCCAUCACCCCCUUGCCAACCGUCACUCCGAUGCCACCGACGACACCCACACCCGUCUCCUCCACGCCAACGCCGACAGUCACCUAUACUACUCCGCGAAGCGCCACCACUCCCACCACCACUACACCAACCACCACGGAAACGACCACGCCUCCAUCCACAAUGACCACUUCGACUACAACUCACCCCGUCACCACCACAGAAACAACCCACAGCACCGUCACGACACACACCACACCAGAUUUGCUAUGCCCGUGCUUUCUUAUUGCAAAGCCUUCAAAGCUCUUCCCUCUUUCUUUUCUUUUCCAGCCCCCACACCCAGAACAAAGCCUUCUCCCAGCCCCACAACCAGAACAACACCAACCGCCUCACCCUCCACAACUACUAAAACCACUGUGUCCACAGAGUCGUCCACGGCCAGCACGGCAAAGACAACCCCAACCCCCACAACACCCAAACCCACCACCAGGACCACAUCUCCCUCCACCACAUCGACCUCUCACCCUACCACUCCAACCACCCCCACCACAACCUCCACCAAAUCUACUCCAACAAGCACGCACACCCCAACUACCACAAUAUCGCCCAUCACCCCCUUGCCAACCGUCACUCCGAUGCCACCGACGACACCCACACCCGUCUCCUCCACGCCAACGCCGACAGUCACCUAUACCACUCCGCUAAGCACCUCCACUCCCACCACCACUACACCAACCACCACGGAAACAACCACGCCUCCAUCCACAACGACCACUUCGACUACAACUCACCCCGUCACCACCACAGAAACAACCCACAGCACCGUCACUACACACACCCCACCAGCCCCCACACCCAGAACAAAGCCUUCUCCCAGCCCCACAACCAGAACAACACCAACCGCCUCACCCUCCACAACUACUAAAACCACUGUGUCCACAGAGUCGUCCACGGCCAGCACGCCAAAGACAACCCCAACCCCCACAACACCCAAACCCACCACCAGGACCACAUCUCCCUCCACCACAUCGACCUCUCACCCUACCACUCCAACCACCCCUACCACAACCUCCACCAAAUCUACUCCAACAAGUACGCACACCCCAACUACCACAAUAUCGCCCAUCACCCCCUUGCCAACCGUCACUCCGAUGCCACCGACGACACCCACACCCGUCUCCUCCACGCCAACGCCGACAGUCACCUAUACCACUCCGCUAAGCACCUCCACUCCCACCACCACUACACCAACCACCACGGAAACGACCACGCCUCCAUCCACAACGACCACUUCGACCACAACUCACCCCGUCACCACCACAGAAACAACCCACAGCACCGUCACUACACACACCCCACCAGCCCCCACACCCAGAACAAAGCCUUCUCCCAGCCCCACAACCAGAACAACACCAACCGCCUCACCCUCCACAACUACUAAAACCACUGUGUCCACAGAGUCGUCCACGGCCAGCACGCCAAAGACAACCCCAACCCCCACAACACCCAAACCCACCACCAGGACCACAUCUCCCUCCACCACAUCGACCUCUCACCCUACCACUCCAACCACCCCCACCACAACCUCCACCAAAUCUACUCCAACAAGCACGCACACCCCAAUUACCACAAUAUCGCCCAUCACCCCCUUGCCAACCGUCACUCCUAUGCCAUUGACGACACCCACACCCGUCUCCUCCACGGCAACGCCGACAGUCACCUAUACCACUCCGCUAAGCACCACCACUCCCACCACCACUACACCAACCACCACGGAAACGACCACGCCUCCAUCCACAACGACCACUUCGACUACAACUCACCCCGUCACCACCACAGAAACAACCCACAGUACCGUCACGACACACACCCCACCAGCCCCCACACCCAGAAGAAAGCCUUCUCCCAGCGCCACAACCAGAACAACACCAACCGCCUCACCCUCCACAACUACUAAAACCACUGUGUCCACAGAGUCGUCCACGGCCAGCACGCCAAAGACAACCCCAACCCCCACAACACCCAAACCCACCACCAGGACCACAUCUCCCUCCACCACAUCGACCUCUCACCCUACCACUCCAACCACCCCCACCACAACCUCCACCAAAUCUACUCCAACAAGCACGCACACCCCAACUACCACAAUAUCGCCCAUCACCCCUUUGCCAACCGUCACUCCGAUGCCACCGACGACACCCACACCCGUCUCCUCCACGCCAACGCCGACAGUCACCUAUACUACUCCGCUAAGCACCACCACUCCCACCACCACUACACCAACCACCACGGAAACGACCACGCCUCCAUCCACAACGACCACUUCGACUACAACUCACCCCGUCACCACCACAGAAACAACCCACAGUACCGUCACGACACACACCCCACCAGCCCCCACACCCAGAAGAAAGCCUUCUCCCAGCCCCACAACCAGAACAACACCAACCGCCUCACCCUCCACAACUACUAAAACCACUGUGUCCACAGAGUCGUCCACGGCCAGCACGCCAAAGACAACCCCAACCCCCACAACACCCAAACCCACCACCAGGACCACAUCUCCCUCCACCACAUCGACCUCUCACCCUACCACUCCAACCACCCCCACCACAACCUCCACCAAAUCUACUCCAACAAGCACGCACACCCCAACUACCACAAUAUCGCCCAUCACCCCUUUGCCAACCGUCACUCCGAUGCCACCGACGACACCCACACCCGUCUCCUCCACGCCAACGCCGACAGUCACCUAUACUACUCCGCUAAGCACCACCACUCCCACCACCACUACACCAACCACCACGGAAACGACCACGCCUCCAUCCACAACGACCACUUCGACUACAACUCACCCCGUCACCACCACAGAAACAACCCACAGCACCGUCACGACACACACCCCACCAGCCCCCACACCCAGAACAAAGCCUUCUCCCAGCCCCACAACCAGAACAACACCAACCGCCUCACCCUCCACAACUACUAAAACCACUGUGUCCACAGAGUCGUCCACGGCCAGCACGCCAAAGACAACCCCAACCCCCACAACACCCAAACCCACCACCAGGACCACAUCUCCCUCCACCACAUCGACCUCUCACCCUACCACUCCAACCACCCCCACCACAACCUCCACCAAAUCUACUCCAACAAGCAAGCACACCCCAACUACCACAAUAUCACCCAUCACCCCCUUGCCAACCGUCACUCCGAUGCCACCGACGACACCCACACCCGUCUCCUCCACGCCAACGCCGACAGUCACCUAUACCACUCCGCUAAGCACCACCACUCCCACCACCACUACACCAACCACCACGGAAACGACCACGCCUCCAUCCACAACGACCACGUCGACUACAACUCACCCCGUCACCACCACAGGUAAGUUUUCCCAACCCAUUCAGUACCGUCAGAUGGGAAUCCCGUCCUGCUCCCCUCAUGACAUUUUUGGAAACGUUUGGACUCCCUCUAAAGCCGUUUGCACUGCUCCUCCCAAAUGGGGAACACGGGCAGGACCUCAGCCUUCACCCAACUGGUCUGAGACUCCCACAUCUCAGGACUGCAAAACAACCCACAGCACUGUCACGACACACACCCCACCAGUCGUCCACGGCCAGCACGCCAAAGACAACCCCAACCCCCACAACACCCAAACCCACCACCAGGACCACAUCUCCCUCCACCACAUCGACCUCUCACCCUACCACUCCAACCACCCCCACCACGACCUCCACCAAAUCUACUCCAACAAGCACGCACACCCCAACUACCACAAUAUCACCCAUCACCCCCUUGCCAACCGUCACUCCGAUGCCACCGACGACACCCACACCCGUCUCCUCCACGCCAACACCGGCAGUCACCUAUACCACUCCGCUAAGCACCACCACUCCCACCACCACUACACCAACCACCACGGAAACGACCACGCCUCCAUCCACAACGACCACUUCGACUACAACUCACCCCGUCACCACCACAGAAACAACCCACAGCACCGUCACGACACACACCCCACCAGAGUCGUCCACGGCCAGCACGCCAAAGACAACCCCAACCCCCACAACACCCAAACCCACCACCAGGACCACAUCUCCCUCCACCACAUCGACCUCUCACCCUACCACUCCAACCACCCCCACCACAACCUCCACCAAAUCUACUCCAACAAGCACGCACACCCCAACUACCACAAUAUCACCCAUCACCCCCUUGCCAACCGUCACUCCGAUGCCACCGACGACACCCACACCCGUCUCCUCCACGCCAACGCCGACAGUCACCUAUACCACUCCGCUAAGCACCUCCACUCCCACCACCACUACACCAACCACCACGGAAACAACCACGCCUCCAUCCACAACGACCACUUCGACUACAACUCACCCCGUCACCACCACAGAAACAACCCACAGCACCGUCACUACACACACCCCACCAGAGUCGUCCACGGCCAGCACGCCAAAGACAACCCCAACCCCCACAACACCCAAACCCACCACCAGGACCACAUCUCCCUCCACCACAUCGACCUCUCACCCUACCACUCCAACCACCCCCACCACAACCUCCACCAAAUCUACUCCAACAAGCACGCACACCCCAACUACCACAAUAUCACCCAUCACCCCCUUGCCAACCGUCACUCCGAUGCCACCGACGACACCCACACCCGUCUCCUCCACGCCAACGCCGACAGUCACCUAUACCACUCCGCUAAGCACCACCACUCCCACCACCACUACACCAACCACCACGGAAACGACCACGCCUCCAUCCACAACGACCACGUCGACUACAACUCACCCCGUCACCACCACAGAAACAACCCACAGCACCGUCACGACACACACCCCACCAGAGUCGUCCACGGCCAGCACGCCAAAGACAACCCCAACCCCCACAACACCCAAACCCACCACCAGGACCACAUCUCCCUCCACCACAUCGACCUCUCACCCUACCACUCCAACCACCCCCACCACGACCUCCACCAAAUCUACUCCAACAAGCACGCACACCCCAACUACCACAAUAUCACCCAUCACCCCCUUGCCAACCGUCACUCCGAUGCCACCGACGACACCCACACCCGUCUCCUCCACGCCAACGCCGACAGUCACCUAUACCACUCCGCUAAGCACCACCACUCCCACCACCACUACACCAACCACCACGGAAACGACCACGCCUCCAUCCACAACGACCACUUCGACUACAACUCACCCCGUCACCACCACAGAAACAACCCACAGCACCGUCACGACACACACCCCACCAGAGUCGUCCACGGCCAGCACGCCAAAGACAACCCCAACCCCCACAACACCCAAACCCACCACCAGGACCACAUCUCCCUCCACCACAUCGACCUCUCACCCUACCACUCCAACCACCCCCACCACAACCUCCACCAAAUCUACUCCAACAAGCACGCACACCCCAACUACCACAAUAUCACCCAUCACCCCCUUGCCAACCGUCACUCCGAUGCCACCGACGACACCCACACCCGUCUCCUCCACGCCAACGCCGACAGUCACCUAUACCACUCCGCUAAGCACCACCACUCCCACCACCACUACACCAACCACCACGGAAACGACCACGCCUCCAUCCACAACGACCACGUCGACUACAACUCACCCCAUCACCACCACAGAAACAACCCACAGCACCGUCACGACACACACCCCACCAGAUUUGCUACGCCCGUGCUUUCUUAUUGCAAAGCCUUCAAAGCUCUUCACUCUUUCUUUUCUUUUCCAGCCCCCACACCCAGAAGAAAGCCUUCUCCCAGCCCCACAACCAGAACAACACCAACCGCCUCACCCUCCACAACUACUAAAACCACUGUGUCCACAGAGUCGUCCACGGCCAGCACGCCAAAGACAACCCCAACCCCCACAACACCCAAACCCACCACCAGGACCACAUCUCCCUCCACCACAUCGACCUCUCACCCUACCACUCCAACCACCCCCACCACGACCUCCACCAAAUCUACUCCAACAAGCACGCACACCCCAACUACCACAAUAUCACCCAUCACCCCCUUGCCAACCGUCACUCCGAUGCCACCGACGACACCCACACCCGUCUCCUCCACGCCAACACCGACAGUCACCUAUACCACUCCGCUAAGCACCACCACUCCCACCACCACUACACCAACCACCACGGAAACGACCACGCCUCCAUCCACAACGACCACUUCGACUACAACUCACCCUGUCACCACCACAGAAACAACCCACAGCACCGUCACGACACACACCCCACCAGCCCCCACACCCAGAACAAAGCCUUCUCCCAGCCCCACAACCAGAACAACACCAACCGCCUCACCCUCCACAACUACUAAAACCACUGUGUCCACAGAGUCGUCCACGGCCAGCACGCCAAAGACAACCCCAACCCCCACAACACCCAAACCCACCACCAGGACCACAUCUCCCUCCACCACAUCGACCUCUCACCCUACCACUCCAACCACCCCCACCACAACCUCCACCAAAUCUACUCCAACAAGCACGCACACCCCAACUACCACAAUAUCACCCAUCACCCCCUUGCCAACCGUCACUCCGAUGCCACCGACGACACCCACACCCGUCUCCUCCACGCCAACGCCGACAGUCACCUAUACCACUCCGCUAAGCACCACCACUCCCACCACCACUACACCAACCACCACGGAAACGACCACGCCUCCAUCCACAACGACCACGUCGACUACAACUCACCCCGUCACCACCACAGAAACAACCCACAGCACCGUCACGACACACACCCCACCAGCCCCCACACCCAGAAGAAAGCCUUCUCCCAGCCCCACAACCAGAACAACACCAACCGCCUCACCCUCCACAACUACUAAAACCACUGUGUCCACAGAGUCGUCCACGGCCAGCACGCCAAAGACAACCCCAACCCCCACAACACCCAAACCCACCACCAGGACCACAUCUCCCUCCACCACAUCGACCUCUCACCCUACCACUCCAACCACCCCCACCACAACCUCCACCAAAUCUACUCCAACAAGCACGCACACCCCAACUACCACAAUAUCACCCAUCACCCCCUUGCCAACCGUCACUCCGAUGCCACCGACGACACCCACACCCGUCUCCUCCACGCCAACGCCGACAGUCACCUAUACCACUCCGCUAAGCACCACCACUCCCACCACCACUACACCAACCACCACGGAAACGACCACGCCUCCAUCCACAACGACCACUUCGACUACAACUCACCCUGUCACCACCACAGAAACAACCCACAGCACCGUCACUACACACACCCCACCAGCCCCCACACCCAGAACAAAGCCUUCUCCCAGCCCCACAACCACAACAACACCAACCGCCUCACCCUCCACAACUACUAAAACCACUGUGUCCACAGAGUCCACGGCCAGCACGCCAAAGACAACCCCAACCCCCACAACAUCCAAACCCACCACCAAGACCACGUCUGCCUCCACCACAUCGACCUCUCACCCUACCACUCCAACCACCCCCACCACAACCUCCACCAAAUCUACUCCAACAAGCACGCACACCCCAACUACCACAAUAUCGCCCAUCACCCCCUUGCCAACCGUCACUCCGAUGCCACCGACGACACCCACACCCGUCUCCUCCAUGCCAACGCCGACAGUCACCUAUACUACUCUGCUAAGCACCACCACUCCCACCACCACUACACCAACCACCACGGAAACGACCACGCCUCCAUCCACAACGACCACUUCGACUACAACUCACCCCGUCACCACCACAGAAACAACCCACAGCACCGUCACGACACACACCCCACCAGCCCCCACACCCAGAACAAAGCCUUCUCCCAGCCCCACAACCAGAACAACACCAACCGCCUCACCCUCCACAACUACUAAAACCACUGUGUCCACAGAGUCCAUGGCCAGCACGCCAAAGACAACCCCAACCCCCACAACAUCCAAACCCACCACCAAGACCACGUCUCCCUCCACCACAUCAACCUCUCACCCUACCACUCCAACCACCCCCACCACAACCUCCACCAAAUCUACUCCAACAAGCACGCACACCCCAACUACCACAAUAUCGCCCAUCACCCCCUUGCCAACCGUCACUCCGAUGCCACCGACAACACCCACACCCGUCUCCUCCACGCCAACGCCGACAGUCACCUAUACUACUCCGCUAAGCACCACCACUCCCACCACCACUACACCAACCACCACGGAAACGACCACGCCUCCAUCCACAACGACCACUUCGACUACAACUCACCCCGUCACCACCACAGAAACAACCCACAGCACCGUCACGACACACACCCCACCAGCCCCCACACCCAGAAGAAAGCCUUCUCCCAGCCCCACAACCAGAACAACACCAACCGCCUCACCCUCCACAACUACUAAAACCACUGUGUCCACAGAGUCGUCCACGGCCAGCACGCCAAAGACAACCCCAACCCCCACAACACCCAAACCCACCACCAGGACCACAUCUCCCUCCACCACAUCGACCUCUCACCCUACCACUCCAACCACCCCCACCACAACCUCCACCAAAUCUACUCCAACAAGCACGCACACCCCAACUACCACAAUAUCACCCAUCACCCCCUUGCCAACCGUCACUCCGAUGCCACCGACGACACCCACACCCGUCUCCUCCACGCCAACGCCGACAGUCACCUAUACUACUCCGCUAAGCACCACCACUCCCACCACCACUACACCAACCACCACAGAAACGACCACACCUCCAUCCACAACGACAACUUCGACUACAACUCACCCCGUCACCACCACAGGUAAGUUUUCCCAACUGACUCAAAAUUGUCAGAUGUGUACAUGCUCAUGGUGUAGAUUUUGCUUUCUUGUUGACUUCAUCUCCCUAUCUUUUGUCUUUACUUCUACAGUCAGCAGUACAAGAAUAUCUUCAAGUACUCAUGUCUCUUCCACUUCAAAAAUUACUUUAUCUUCAAGCACCUCAAAGGCCACUUCUACAUCCACUUGGUCUCCUUCCACUUUUACCAUUUCAAAACCUACAACCUUUCCUCCUCAGCCUGUGCAACAUCCUACCACUACUUCUGCACCUACCUCUGUUGAAUCUACUUCAGUUGGGACUCACACUGCAACCACCACUAUCAGUCUCAGUACCUCAAGUUUCCCUACUAGUAUCAGCACCUUUAAGACAACCAUAUCGAGUAUCCCUACAUUUUCAGUGCCUAUAACUGCCACCUCUACAACCACCAGCUCUCCAUUAAGUACACUCACCUCCAUAACUACUGCAUCUACCGCUCCUACUACCUCCGCUCCACCUUCUACUACUAUGGCUACUACAACCAUCAACUCUACUAGUGCAAUUACGAAAACUACUGCGACCGUUCCAACACAAUCCCCUACAGUUCCUUCGCCUAUCCACACUACCAAAUCUACUGCUCCAACAACUAUAGCUCAAACCACUGUUGCUCCAAGCUCAACACCACCAUCAGGCCCAUGUCAUGCUAUUGAGUAUGACGACCAAGUAGUCUACAAGGGCUGUGUUGCAAAUGUCACAUUGACACGCUGCGCAGGAUUGUGCCCAUCAACCGCCACACCGAAUCUUGCCACGAUGACGGUAGACAUGGAAUGUGGGUGCUGCAUGCCACAAACAUUCUACAGGAAGGAAUUCAAGAUGCCUUGCCCAGACCCAGAUGACCCACUGAAGCCACUUGUUAAAGAAAUCAUCAUAUUUGGUGACUGUGUCUGCAACUUCGAUAAAUGUAAACACUAGCCAUGCCUAAUUAUGCUGAUCAUGAAAGGAUAUUUCUAGAGGAAACCAACAACAACCAAAUUAUGACUUAUGCUGCCAGAAGCAUAAAUAUCCAAACUCUGGGAAGGCAAGCAGGGCAUACUCACCAGAAGACCGAUACAGAUAACUUGCUAUGUUAACUUAUUCGUUAUUUUGGGAGUGCGAAGAUGAAGGAAAUAACUGAUAUUUUCAUAAGUUUUUUGCCAAAGUAAUGUCUACUUUUAUAUUGUAAAAUAGUUAAUAGGAUUAAUAAAGAGAUUAGCUAGUCAUUCUGA